Coccidioides posadasii C735 delta SOWgp is the source of this 366-nucleotide messenger RNA. RefSeq lists its product as uncharacterized. Gene Ontology annotation, molecular function: protein folding chaperone. Gene Ontology annotation, cellular component: prefoldin complex; cytoplasm. Gene Ontology annotation, biological process: protein folding. NCBI's taxonomy places the organism in Eukaryota, Fungi, Ascomycota, Eurotiomycetes, Onygenales, Onygenaceae. The record is from RefSeq and is a predicted model, not a curated record.
AUGUCCAUUCCCAAUGAAGCUCUUCAAAAGCUAGUCCAAGAGAUUGAAUCUCAAGCCAUUGCCUCGCAGCAGCAGAUCGGCCUGGUCAAGUCCCAAAUCACAUCGAAGCAGCGAGAGGUACGCCUCCUGGAACUCACUUCGAGCGAGGUGGGCCAAGUUCCGAAGGGAACCAAUGUAUACGAAGGUGUUGGUAAAAUGUUCGUCGCGACGCCUAUCGAUAAUGUCAAUAAACGAUUGUCAGAUGAGCAGAAGGGAUUGAAGACGGAUAUCACGAAUCUCGAGAAGAGACUACAUUAUUUGGAGACGACAUUUAAAAAUAGCCAGAACCAGAUCGAGCAGAUUUUCCGGAGUGGCGGGAGAUCGUGA